AUGUUUCAGUCGUCUAUGAGCUGUUCAUGGUCCGACCGCAAUACGAAAUGGGCUGGUCACGGCUGGGAGACGUUCAUGGGCCUCAGCAGUUGGGAGCACACCCAGGAACUCUCGAUCUUCGCCAUUCGACCAGAUGGAACCGGCUUCCGCAAGGUCAUUGGCAAAGAGGGCUACGCCCUUGGCUCCCCCAGCUGGUCCGCAGACGGCAAGUGCAUUGUCUACUACGAGAUGACGCGCGAAACAACCUGGGACGCGCACAGCUCCUUCGACGUCAACUCGGCCAACUCCUCCAUUGUCUCCGUGGACUUCGCUACCGGCACCGACCGCGUUGUUGAGGCAACACCAGCUCAAUCGGCUACCUCCUCAAAGGCACCACGUAUUACAACACCACUGCCCGCUCCCCUGCCUGGUCCCCAGACGGCAAACGCGUCGUCUACGAAAAGCUGGGAUGCCAACUGGACCUACCGCUUCACCGACGUCUUCCCAACCAUCAACACCGCAGGCCGACUAGCCAUCACCCAAAAACAGCUCGGCGACUCCGCCGUCAUCUCCCUCAACGCUACCGGCACAGACAACGAAACCGUCUUCGACCCUGUAGCAAGGGGAAUCCUCUCGCUCUCCUCCGUUGAACAGGGCACCUCCGGUGCCUUCCAGUCCUCCUGGUCCUCCGACGGAAACUGGCUCACUUACGGCGUCGGCUACUGGUUUGCCGGGCGCGCGUCCAACGGCGGGUGGAUCGUGUGCUCCAAGGCCGACGGCAGCGAAGCAAUGAACCUCACGACCAGCGCGAUCCCACUCUCGGCAGGCGGCAACAAUACCCUGAACACAGGCUUCCCCAGCUUCUUGCCCGAUGGGACAAAGAUUGUCUUCCGCGUUUGGGGCGCCGAUGCAGAAGACGGCGAUACAUCACAGCUGGGUCUCCGCAUUCUACACCUCGACCAGGUAACUGCCAACGGCACAUACCCCGUCACCGUGUUGACGAAUUGGUGGGAUACGCUCCCGUCCUUCUCACCAGAUGGGACAAAGAUCGUGUUUACGCGACGCGUCAGUGGGAGCAACUACGAGGUCUGUACGAUUGCGCCGGACGGCUCGGACCUGCAGGUGUUGACGAGUAGUGAAGCGAACGAUGCGCAUGCGAUCAUGUACUCGACGGGCGAGUAUGGGUUUCAGUCGGAGUGUGCGCUGUACGAUAAUACAUUCCAACCGUAUGGCCAGAUCAACAUUAUGGAUGCGGAUGGGGGGAAUAAGCGGGCGUUGACAAAUUCCUUGUGGGAGGAUUCGAUGCCGGCUUAUGUUCCGGGGGAAUUCCUUUAG
Messenger RNA from Aspergillus oryzae RIB40, 1314 nucleotides. Its product is annotated as TolB family protein. Lineage: Eukaryota; Fungi; Ascomycota; Eurotiomycetes; Eurotiales; Aspergillaceae. Bases 1 to 1314 code for a protein of 437 amino acids. The transcript has 4 exons. The record is from RefSeq and is a predicted model, not a curated record.